Messenger RNA from Gigantopelta aegis, 1777 nucleotides. RefSeq lists its product as uncharacterized. Lineage: Eukaryota; Metazoa; Mollusca; Gastropoda; Neomphalida; Peltospiridae. The record is from RefSeq and is a predicted model, not a curated record. The transcript is spliced from 4 exons. Bases 199 to 609 code for a protein of 136 amino acids.
CUUACCAACAGUGUUUGCACGUCAGCGUAUUGAUCGAUUUGUGUAAAUCCACACAAAGUCUGGAAAAGCGUUAAGAUUGGUUGCCAGAUUAUCAAUGGAUUUACCCAUCCUCGUAUAAAGAUACAGAUCGCAGCAGAAUUUCAUACAGCGACACGCAGCGGUCGUAGUGCGGACUAAAAGCAAGGGAACCUAUUCAGAAUGCCAGGUUUGGCGUAUUUGAUCGUCGCGUGCUUGCUGACGUCUACAUGCGGGUUCUGGGUGAGCAGCUAUAAAGAGAAUCGGAGAAGGUCAAAUAUAUGGGCUCCUUCCAGAAGAACGUAUGAUUGUCGUCCGACAGGAAUGUAUUGUUCCCGGACCUGGCAGUGUUGCAGUCCAAACAUCUGUCUGCUCCGAAUGAAUGUCUCCAACUAUGCAGAUAGAGUCAGGACGUGUGAGAAUUUGGAACUAUACACAAUGAAUUCUAAACCGAGCAAACCUGCAGGGUAUGACUGCCACGACAGUCGGCAGUGUUACGGCGGGUGUUGCCGCGUCAUCAUCGGACAUCGCUACCGACGCAACUACUGCGGGACGUCAGAGAACAAAUUCACUUGUCUCGGAACGCUGAACUAACUUACGAAAUAAAGUUUAGAUCAAGACCCAAACUCGUGUCGUUACUAUACAAAUGUGGUUUCGUUUUCUCGUGUUGUACAUGAUGAUAUAUGCGGUAACGGAGACGGUGUUUUGUUUCAUGCGUUGGACGUACAGCAGAGUAUACACGGUAACGAAAACGGUUUUGUAAUCUUACGUUGUAUAACAGAGUAUAUAUAUAUAUAUAUAUAUACGAUACGGAUACUUUAUUUCUAUCCAUACGUUGUGCAGCAGGACGGUGUACAGCAGAUUAAUUCGGUAAUGGGGACGAAAAUGUUUUCUUGCGUUGUAUUGGAGGAUAAAUACGGUAAUGGAAACAGUAAUACCUGUCUACUUACUAUACAUGCUUUGUCGUGAAUAAAAUUAUUAAUACAUGUUAUAUCGUUAAAGUGCUAAGUUAAGGCAAAGAUUAUUCUCUGGUUUUUCUUUUGGUAUCUACGUAUAUCUAUUACAAUAUGUAAUGUACAGUAUUUCUAAAUCAAUAAUCAGAGCCCAUAUUUUUGAUGAAAUCUUAGCGCUACGAAAUCGUAAAACCAUCGUAGGUUAUGACGUCACUAUGGUUUGUGCUACAGUGACGUCAUACCAUACGAAUUUUUUUUGCGAUUUCGUAGCGCUAAGAUUGCUUCCAACAUAUGUCCCCUGAUUUUCAUUUUCAUAUAUGUUUGUUUCUAGCUCAACAAAAGAAACUACCAAAUUCCAAUUUAGUCACAUAACAUAAUUAGUCAGUUGGUCACACGAAUGCAUUGUUGGAAGCUAGAAAUCGUUUUGUUUCUUCUCUAAAUUCACAUAUAACACACCAUACAGUAUGUGGUUUCUAGUUUGUUCUAACGCCGUUCUAACUCAAAUAUAUAGUAUUGAAAUCGUUUGUUUAAGCACCCCAAUACCCGUGAUUUCUUGGUCUUCAUAUGCUAAAUGAAUGAAUGUUUAACGAUACACCAGCGCAAGAAUACACCGGGUAUUGGGUGUCAAACAAAUGUAAGUAAAUAUAAUCAAUAUAAAAAUCCAAGCGCCAAAUAAAUGAAUAAGCUUCCAAUAAUGUUAACGUGCGACUUCACAUCCACCUGUUUUUAUACUGCAUAGUUAUGAGCUUUGUUUGUCAUUUUAUCAGUUUACAACAAUAAAAUUUGUUAUUAAUAAAGGGCAGCUGAAA